UGGGUCGUUGACCCAGCGUUUUGUGUUUUAUGAUUAUUUUCCUUUGUUCUAGUUAUUCUGAUUUUGGUAUUAAUUCUUGUGCUUGAGUGUUGUAUCAGCCCUACCUGAGCCUGUCCUCUGUGCUCUCUUCGGGUCCUUGAGUUUUGUGUUGUAAAGCUAGCCCUGUCAUCUAUGCAGUCUCCGUCUUCACCGACUCCCUCUGUACAGGAGGCUGUGUCUGUGCCUCCCAUUUUGGAUUCUUUUUCUAGUAUGGAUUUUUUGCAGAGAGACAAACACGUUAAAAAUGUAAUCGUUCCUCAACUGCUGGCUAGUUUAGAGACUGUUACUUGCUAUAGGGCCUCACCAGAGGUUAACUUACAGCCCUCAGCUGACUCUGGACCCCUGGAGACUGAAAACCCAGCUGAGGACUACACCCGGCUGUCGCUGCCUGAGCAGGGUCGGUGCUCCGCGCAGCUGCAGUCUGUUCUGUGUUUGCCAGAGGCCCGUGUGUCUGCUGGUCCUGUUCUGUCCCUGCCAGAGGCCCAUGUGCCUACUGGUUCUGCCCUGUGUUAUCCAGAGGCCCACGUGCCUGCUGGUUCAGCCCUGCGCGUGCCAGGGGCCCCUGCGCCCACUGGUUUUUGGACUGUUUUUGCUGGGGGGCCCGAGGAGCCUGUCCAGCCACCAGCUGUUCCAGGAGCAGCUUCAUCCAUGCCACCUGCAGCAGCAGCAACAGCUUCAUCCAUGCUGCCUGCAGCAGUCUCCUCAUCCACGCCUGCAGCCGCAGCUUCAUCCAUGCCUGCAGCCGCGCCUUCAUCCUCGCCACCAGCGGCCUCCGCACCUUCAUCCUCGCCUCCAGCGGCCUCCGAGCCUUCAUCCUCGCCGCCUGCGGCCUCCGAGCCUUCAUCCUCGCCGCCUGCGGCCUCCGAGCCUUCAUCCUCUCUGCCAGCGGCCUCCGAGCCUUCAUCCUCGCCGCCUGCGGCCUCCGAGCCUUCAUCCUCGCCGCCAGCGGCCUCCGAGCCUUCAUCCUCGCCGCCUGCGGCCUCCGAGCCUUCAUCCUCGCCGCCUGCGGCCUCCGAGCCUUCAUCCUAGCCGCCUGCGGCCUCUGCAUCUGUUCCUGCCUCGCCGCCUGCCGCCUCAGCAUCUGUUCCUGCCUCCGAGUCAGCUUCAUUCACGCCUAGUCCUGCCUCGGCUGGUCCUGCAGUAGCAACACUGCUGUCAGAGCCAGCUCAACCUGCGCCUCCUCGCCUUUGUUGGCCGCUUUCCAGGCCUCUGAGUCGGCAUCAUGGCCGUCGAGGGCGGCCCCCUGAACUGUUUGCCCGUCGCCACCACUGCCUUCCACAUGGUCGGCCUCCGGAGACAAACAAACAAACAAACUUACAAACUUACCGUCUGAUUGGGGUCUGGAAUGUGGGGACUCCCUGCUGCCGAGUCUGGGCGGUCUGCUUCUCCCCACCGCAGG
Messenger RNA from Oreochromis niloticus (Nile tilapia), 1438 nucleotides. RefSeq names its product predicted GPI-anchored protein 58. NCBI's taxonomy places the organism in Eukaryota, Metazoa, Chordata, Actinopteri, Cichliformes, Cichlidae. The record is from RefSeq and is a predicted model, not a curated record. The transcript has a single exon. The coding region runs from base 172 to 1068 and encodes 298 amino acids.